AUGGAGAAUACAGAUGUCAGCCAAGCAUCGAUCGACACGGAACAUUGUCAAUCGAGCGACGCAGACACUGAAGAAUCGAUCGUUUCAUCCGGAACGUUAUCGAUCGAUACCACCCAGCCGGAAGCAGGUAAGUACCCUCUUACCGAUGCUAAUAAUGAGAAAGUAGUCCAAACUGAACCAAUAGGUCAAUCAAGCAACACUUCUAGCCAAACUAAUGAAAAACAGGGGACUGAAAUCCCUAUUAAGUCAAACUCUACCUUGAACAUAGGUAAAGAAAUUAAAUUGCCCUUGCAAGACUACUUAAACCCCGAUAGGACCUAUUCCAAUAGGUCCGUUAUCAGAAUACCUGACGACGUCACCUCGAAAACCAAGUUUAAUGUUGAUUAUUAUAAUAUGAUGCGUCGAAACCCUUUUAAAGGAUCUUCUCUAGAACAUCCACAAGACCACAUCGAGGGUCUAGAGGAAUUGAUUCCAGACGUGUAUAUUCGUUGCAGACUUUUUCCAUUUUCAUUAGAAGGGGGAGCCUUAAGAUGGCUAAACUGUCUACCAAGAGGAUCCCUGACUAGCUGGAAAGAGAUUAGAAAUGCUUUCCUUAAGCAAUUCUUCGACGAUACUCGUUAUUGGGAAGUGAGGAGGCGAAUCUCUACCUUCCGCCAAGAUCCUCAGGAAUCAUUCAAAAAUGCAUGGGGAAGAUUCAAGAGUUACGAACUCGAAUGCCCCCACCAUGGUUAUCCAGAACCACAAUUUCUUAAGAUAUUUUACAAAGGCGUUAUUCUGAGCUAUAAGACAACGCUUGAUACAACAAGCGAAGGGAAUUUCUUUACUAGAAAUCCUAUGGAAGCAAGACGCCUAAUCGAAAACAUGGCAAGAGGAAGAUCCUAUGAAGAAAUGGAUGAAGAAAAAGAAAAAGAAAAAGCUCUAAUCUCAAUAGAAAAUACUGAGUUAGCUGAAAUAAAAAAUUCCAUAAAUUCGCUUCAUUCUCUUCUGACAGAUCAAAAUCCACCUAAUCGGUGCCAGUACUUCCAUAAAACUCUUCCUAUAUCAGACGAUGAGCUCGACUUUAUAGAAGGAUUAGAUGAUACUGAUCCUCAUUCUGUGUUUAACGUCGACAGCUUUACACGAGACUAUGAAAUCUGUAUACAGUCUCGUACUGGAAGAGAAAAGUACAAUCUAAAACAGGCUCUUACAGGAAACCGUAAAAUGAAAUCCGGAUUCAACGGGAAAGUAAAUAGUGUUUACGGUGAGCUAAAUCAGAAGAUGGAUUCUCUAAUUGAACACCUACGGGGAAUGGAAGACAAAAUUGCUAACCUUGCAACUACUCUAAAAAGAGAGACAUGUCGUCUUCCUGGAAGGACCGAUGCUAAUCCUGGAGCAAACCGCCAGGCAUAUGCCGUGAUGUUACGAAGCGGAAAACACCUUGAAACGAAUCCCAGAGAAGAUGCCAGCAAUAAAAAAUUCAUCGAUAACACGGGAAAAAGAAAUUCCAACCCCAUAGAACUUCUCGACAAUGACUCCGACUCAGGAACAUCAGAACAAAGGAAAAAUUCUUCAAAUAAAAAGAAUCAGGGGAAGACUAUAGAUUUAGACAAAGAGAAUCCUGAUGCCGAAGUCGAAAUCGACCAUCUGGACGAACCAAAUGUCGAUCGAUCCUCUGGGAAGGAAAACGAUCGACCGUCUAACGGCACCAGCGAUGGCAAUACGCAAUCUACCAGGACUGAAAGAGUCUAUAGAACUCCUCCCCCAUUUCCUCCAAACAAACCACAAACAAAGAAAGCAUUGGAACAUGCAAUCUGCAAAAAGGCUUUUGACAAAAUCAUUCUCGAGAUGUCCCUCAGUGACGCUCUUAAGAUAGCCCCCUCGGUGAAAAAGUACGUAAAAGAUAUGAUAUCCUCGAGUGGAGAACAAAGCGUCAUGCUGGUGUCAGAGGAAGUAAGUGCGAUGAUACAAGGAGAAACUUCAAUCAAAAGGUCUGACCCUGGUAGUUUUGUCCUAGAUUGUAAGAUACAAAACACACGUUUUCCUCGAUCUCUUUGUGAUCUUGGCUCUAGUGUAAACCUCAUGCCACACUCUGUGGCAGUUUCACUAGGUUAUGAUGUAUUUGUUCCAACGCCUAUAACGUUAGUUCUAGCUGAUCGUUCUAUUAGGGUACCUGAGGGAAUCAUGGUAGAUGUACCAGUCAAAAUUGAUGAUUGCUUCAUACCAGCAGAUUUUGUUGUACUCAAGUAUAAACAAGUGCCGAAAGACCCCCUUAUAUUAGGACGACCCUUUUUAGCUACAGCAGGAGCAAUAAUAGAUUGUAGAGGAGGAAAGAUUAAUUUAAAUGUCGGAGAUAUAUCAAUGAACUUCGACAUGGAAAAACUAUUAAAACGUCCUCUGAUAGACGAUCACGCCUUUUACACAUAA
Molecule: messenger RNA, 2403 nt
Organism: Raphanus sativus (radish)
Lineage: Eukaryota; Viridiplantae; Streptophyta; Magnoliopsida; Brassicales; Brassicaceae
Exons: 1
Coding region: 1-2403 (800 amino acids)
Source: RefSeq, a predicted model, not a curated record